CCCUUGGGGAAGGGGCGGGGCUUGUAGUUUGGAGAAAAGAGCGCGAGUACCUUGAAUUUUAUAAAGGAAGGAACUGAACUUGAGACGCUGUGCGUUUGGAGGUUGUGAGCAGGACUUGAAGCCUGUUAUUCACUAAAGAGGGUGUGAACCGGGCCUACGGCUCCUUAUGGCUUGGGAUUUCUAACAGUGGAGGUCCUUAGGCCUGGAACUCUCGAAGGAAAAAGUCUGCAAUUCUGGGAAUGGGAGUAUGCUCUUGGGAGACUUUAAGUUUUAGGGCAGGAAAGGGGGUCUGGUAUCUUCUAGGGGCAGGAAUGGAGAUGGGUGCAGGAGGGUUCAGAGCUGGGAGUCCCCUGGGAGCAGAUUUGUGGGUCAGGGAUGGAGUCUGGGUCGACUGAAGAGCAGAGGUUUGGAGGAACAAAUUUUCACAGGUGGUGAGUCUGGAACCACGAAGGAUAGGACCUUGGAAAGGCCCAAUGUGGAUCUGAGCCGUUCAUAUCAGCCAGACCUGGGGCCUAGUGCAGGAUUGGCAUUCAUUCCCAGAACCUUAAGCGUGGGGGGGGGGCUCACAAGGGAGCUUCUACCCUUUACAGCAGCGAGAGAGCUCAAUUCCGACCAAGUUACCCCAGGGAUGACGCCUGCCAGCAGGAGUCUUGCUUAGGGGUCCUUGCUCCGCCCUCUUAUCCCUACCAAUUGUAAGCACCCCUCAUUUUGGGGCCCCUGCUCCACGAGAAGGUUCACAGAGUCAGUACCUAACUCUUGACUUCCUCCGACCUCCUGGCGUACUCGAGACCGCAGAGCCCCCACCGGCACCUGUCAGUCUAUCCCCUCCCUUGCCACCUCUGGAUUGGCAGCGCGGGGAGCGCUAGCAGUGCAGGGUUCUGAUUGGUGGGAAGUUCGCAGCCCCCGGCGCGGAUUAUGGAGAAAGUGAGUCGGCCUGGGGCGGGGGCGGGGGCGGGGCUGCGAGGAGCCGGACCCGCUGGACAGAUCGCCAGCCAGGACCCUGGACUCCGCGCCGGACAAGAUGCGGAGCCUUGGCCUCAGAGGCCGCCGCCCCCUGCUGCUGGUGCUGCUGCUACCGCUCCUCUCAGCCACCGCCGCCACCGUGGGCCCCAGUCCCAGCCCCAGCCCCAGCCAGGCCGUCCAGGUCCCGUUGGUUUCGAGUCGCCCGGCCGGCGUUGCUGCUUGUCGCUGCUGCCUAGGCCAGACACCCAGGAAGAGCCGCUGCAUCCGAGGGUCCGAAGCUGCCCGCCUGAAAAGUGCAGAGACCUUCAGCGGUGCCUCUCCCCAAUACCUCCCGUGCCAAGUCCCAGCCCAAGCACAAGGAAGAGACAGGUGUCCCUUAACUGGCAGCCACUGACACUGCAGGAGGCCAGAGAUCUGCUGAGCCGACGGCGGCCCCGAGGGCCAGGGAGCCGGGCACUGCAGAAAAGGAGGCCCCCACAGCGCGCCCCUGCCGGCCAGACCCAGGUUUUGUGUCCAUUGAUCUGUCACAACGGCGGCGUAUGCGUGAAGCCUGAUCGCUGCCUCUGUCCCCCGGACUUCGCUGGCAAAUUCUGCCAGUUGCACUCUUCGGGCGCCCGACCCCCGGCCCCAGCCAUGCCAGGCCUCACCCGCUCCGUGUACACCAUGCCACUGGCCAACCAUCGCGACGAUGAACACGGCGUGGCGUCUAUGGUGAGCGUGCAUGUGGAACACCCACAAGAGGCCUCGGUGGUGGUGCACCAGGUGGAGCGUGUGUCUGGGCCGUGGGAAGAGACGGACGCCGAAGCGGUGGCUAGGGCUGAGGCGGUGGCGCGAGCGGAGGCGGCGGCGCCCUACACGGUGUUGGCACAGAGCGCACCACGGGAGGACGGCUACUCCGAUGCUUCAGGCUAUGGUUACUGUUUUCGGGAGCUGCGCGGAAGCGAAUGUGCGUCACCGCUUCCCGGACUUCGGACUCAAGAGGUCUGCUGUCGAGAGACCGGCUUGGCCUGGGGGGUUCAUGACUGUCAGCCUUGCUCAGAGCACCUGGGGAACUCCAACCGAGUUGGUGUUGCAGAUGGGCCUUGUCCAGCCGGCUUCGAGAGGGUUAAUGGGUCCUGCGAAGAUGUGGAUGAGUGCGCCACAGGUGGGCGCUGCCAGCACGGGGAGUGUGCCAACACGCGCGGCGGGUACACGUGUGUGUGCCCCGAUGGCUUUCUGCUCGACUCAUCCCGCAGCAGUUGCAUCUCCCAGCACGUGAUCUCAGAGGCUAAGGGGCCUUGCUUCCGCGUGCUCCGAGAUGGCAGCUGCUCUCUGCCCAUUCUGCGCAACAUCACCAAGCAGAUCUGCUGCUGUAGCCGUGUGGGUAAGGCCUGGGGUCGAGGCUGCCAGCUCUGCCCACCUUUUGGCUCAGAGGGUUUUCGAGAGAUCUGUCCAGCUGGCCCUGGUUACCACUACUCAGCCUCUGACCUCCGCUACAACACCAGACCCUUGGGCCAGGAGCCACCUAGAGUGUCCCUCAGCCAGCCACGUGCCCCACAAGUCACCCUUCGGCCUCCCAUAGGUCCCUCCUCAAUCGUGUGUCAGCGCAAUCCCCAGGUCUGUGGCCCAGGUCGCUGCAUACCACGGCCCAGUGGUUACACUUGCGCGUGUGACUCGGGUUUCCGGCUCAGCCCCCAGGGCACCCGCUGCAUCGACGUAGAUGAAUGUCGCCGCAUACCCCCGCCUUGUGCUCCCGGGCGCUGCGAGAACACGCCAGGCAGUUUUCGCUGCGUGUGCGGCCCGGGCUUCCGAGCCGGCCCGCGGGCUACCGAGUGCCUGGACGUGGAUGAGUGCCAGCGCGUGCCGCCGCCGUGUGACCGCGGGCGCUGCGAGAACACGCCAGGCAGCUUCCUCUGCGUGUGCCCCGCUGGGUACCAGGCAGCACCGCACGGAGCCAGCUGCCAGGAUGUGGACGAAUGCACGCAGAGCCCAGGCCUAUGUGGCCGCGGCGUGUGUGAGAACCUGUCCGGCUCUUUCCGCUGUGUUUGCCCGGCUGGCUUCCGGGGUUCGGCGUGUGAAGAGGAUGUGGAUGAGUGUGCCCAGGAGCCGCCACCCUGUGGGCCAGGCCGCUGUGACAACACGGCUGGCUCCUUUCACUGUGCCUGCCCAGCUGGCUUCCGCUCCAGAGGGCCUGGGGCCCCCUGCCAAGAUGUGGAUGAGUGUGCCCGUAGCCCCUCGCCUUGUGCCUAUGGCCGGUGUGAGAACACAGAGGGCAGCUUCCAGUGUGUCUGCCCCACAGGCUUCCAACCCAACGCUGCUGGCUCUGAGUGCGAGGAUGUGAAUGAAUGUGAGAACCACCUGGCAUGUCCUGGACAGGAGUGUGUGAACUCACCUGGCUCUUUCCAGUGCAGGGCCUGUCCUUCUGGCCACCAUCUGCACCGUGGCAGAUGCACUGAUGUGGACGAAUGCAGUUCAGGCGCCCCCUGCGGUCUCCAUGGUCACUGCACUAACACCGAAGGCUCCUUCCGCUGCAGCUGCGCACCAGGGUACCGGGCGCCAUCGGGUCUGCCCGGGCCCUGUGCAGACGUAAACGAGUGUCUGGAGGGCGACUUCUGCUUCCCCCACGGAGAGUGCCUCAACACCGAUGGUUCCUUUGCCUGUACUUGUGCCCCCGGCUACCGGCCCGGACCCCGCGGAGCGUCUUGUCUCGACGUGGAUGAGUGCAGCGAGGAGGACCUUUGCCAGAGCGGCCUCUGUACCAACACCGACGGCUCCUUCGAGUGCGUCUGUCCUCCGGGACACCGGGCCGGCCCAGACCUCGCCUCCUGCCUUGAUAUUGAUGAAUGUCGUGAGCGGGGCCCCGCCCUGUGCGGGUCUCAGCGCUGUGAGAACUCCCCUGGCUCCUACCGCUGUGUCCGGGACUGCGAUCCGGGCUAUCACGCGGGACCCGAGGGCACCUGUGAUGAUGUGGAUGAAUGCCAAGAAUAUGGCCCUGCAAUUUGUGGAGCUCAGCGCUGUGAGAACACCCCUGGAUCGUACCGCUGUACACCCGCCUGUGACCCCGGCUAUCAGCCCAUGCCAGGGGGUGGAUGCCAGGAUGUGGAUGAGUGCCGGAACCGGUCCUUCUGUGGUGCCCAUGCUGUGUGCCAGAACCUGCCUGGAUCCUUCCAAUGCCUCUGUGACCAGGGCUACGAGGGGGCGCGGGAUGGGCGUCACUGCGUGGAUGUGAAUGAGUGUGAAACACUACAGGGUGUCUGUGGAGCUGCCCUGUGUGAAAAUGUUGAAGGUUCCUUCCUCUGUGUCUGUCCUACCAGCCCUGAGGAGUUUGACCCCAUGACUGGACGCUGUGUUCCCCCACGGACUUCUGCUGGUACAUUUCCAGGUUCACAGCCCCAAGCACCUGCCAGCCCUAACCUGCCACCGGCCAGGCCUCCCCCACCAUCCCCACCCCGCAGACCCAGCACACCCAGGCAGGGUCCUGUGGGCAGUGGGCGCCGGGAGUGUUACUUUGACACAGCAGCCCCAGAUGCAUGUGACAACAUUCUGGCACGGAACGUGACAUGGCAGGAGUGCUGCUGUACUGUGGGUGAGGGCUGGGGCAGCGGCUGCCGCAUCCAGCAGUGCCCAAGCACUGAGACAGCUGAAUAUCAGUCAUUGUGCCCCCAUGGCCGGGGCUACCUGGCACCCAGUGGAGACCUAAGCCUACGGAGAGAUGUGGACGAAUGCCAGCUCUUCCGAGACCAAGUAUGCAAGAGCGGAGUCUGCGUGAACACAGCCCCAGGCUACUCUUGUUACUGCAGCAACGGAUACUACUACCACGCUCAGAGGCUGGAGUGCGUUGAUAAUGACGAAUGCGCCGACGAGGAGCCAGCUUGUGAAGGAGGCCGCUGUGUCAACACGGUGGGCUCUUAUCACUGCACAUGCGAGCCCCCACUUGUGCUGGACGGCUCGCGGCGCCGCUGCGUCUCCAACGAGAGCCAGAGCCUGGAUGACAAUCUGGGAGUAUGCUGGCAGGAAGUGGGGCCUGACCUCGUUUGUAGUCGCCCACGGCUGGACCGGCAGGCCACCUACACAGAGUGCUGUUGUCUCUAUGGAGAAGCCUGGGGCAUGGACUGUGCCCUCUGCCCUGCCCAGGACUCAGAUGACUUUGAGGCCCUGUGCAAUGUGCUGCGUCCCCCUGCAUAUGGCCCCCCUCGGCCAGGUGGCUUUGGGCUGCCCUAUGAGUAUGGCCCAGACAUAGGCCCCCCUUACCAGGGCCUCCCCUAUGGGCCUGAGUUGUACCCACCACCUGUGCUGCCCUAUGACCCCUACCCACCACCCCCUGGACCCUUUGCCCGCCGGGAAGCCCCUUACGGGGCACCACCCUUCGACAUGCCGGACUUUGAGGAUGAUGGUGGCCCCUAUGGUGAAUCUGAGGCUCCUGCGCCACCCAGCCGGGGCAUGGGCUGGCCCUAUCGGUCCCGUGACACCCGCGGCUCCUUCCCAGAGCCUGAGGAGUCCUCUGAAGGUCGAGGCUACACAGACGCCCUGACUGAGCCCUAUGAGGGGCUGGAGGCCGAGGAGUGUGGGAUCCUGGAUGGCUGUGCCCACGGCCGCUGCGUGCGUGUUCCUGAAGGCUUCACCUGCGACUGCUUCGAUGGCUACCGCCUGGACAUAACCCGCAUGGCCUGUGUCGACAUCAACGAGUGCGAUGAGGCAGAGGCAGCCUCCCCACUCUGUGUCAACGCGCGCUGUGUCAACACCGAUGGCUCCUUUCGCUGUAUUUGCCGCCCGGGAUUUGCACCCACACACCAGCCACACCACUGUGCGCCUGCGCGGCCCCGCGCCUGAAUCCUACCCACGCCUGCCCUUGGGACGGUGCCCGGCACACCUGCAGCCUGUUAGUGUGCAUGCGCACCGGGCAUCCGCUGGGAUUGAGAUAAUGGACACAGGAUGAAUAGACUCUAGGAGCGAGGUCUUCACUCUUCCCACCACUCCCAGCCCCUCUUGCCCGUGCCCUGGGCCUGGUCUCUUCCUAGGUUCCCUUCACAUUUCCUUUCUGUUUUAUAAAAUGUUCAAUUAAAAACACCUAUUUUGUACCUUU
Messenger RNA from Ictidomys tridecemlineatus (thirteen-lined ground squirrel), 6025 nucleotides. NCBI's taxonomy places the organism in Eukaryota, Metazoa, Chordata, Mammalia, Rodentia, Sciuridae. The record is from RefSeq and is a predicted model, not a curated record.